AUGUUCCGUAAAAAGUUAAUGGAAAUGCCCGAGGCAACAGACCACGAUUCGAUUCUUUCAUCGGGAAAACCACCGCCUUCUGCGCAUCUUCUCUUCAGUUCCAUCUCGAUGAGACGGAUUGGUGCCUUGCAGAUACGACGUGAGUCAAAAUUGCCGUCACGUUGCACCUGGCCAGCACGGGAACAGGACCCAAGUGUUCAGCAGGCGGCCGGUCAAGGAGCAACAGAUACCGGUGAGGAUUUCAAUCCAUUUGCACAAAAUGCUCGUCCAGCGCCUCCACGACCACCAGCAGCGGUAAAUUUCUUUCAAUGA
This is a messenger RNA of Gongylonema pulchrum, 312 nucleotides long. The record is from the annotation of a GenBank genome assembly. Lineage: Eukaryota; Metazoa; Nematoda; Chromadorea; Rhabditida; Gongylonematidae.